CAAAACUGUUUUUCAUAGUGGUUUUGAGGAUUCCACGUUCGUUCCGACCAGAAGAGAUGAUGAAGCAGAGACAGCCAUGGUUGAACGAUUCCGGUUCGAAUCGGCAGUUGAAUUAAGCUUUACUGAUGGAGCUUCCAUUGAUUUUUCGAUCUGGGAAUCCAUCUCUGCUUUCACUUUCCUCUGUUGGAGUUUGUAGUUCUGGUUCCAAGUUUUCUGAUUUUCAGGUGAGGAAGACGAACAGGAAGAGGAGCUUAGAUGGAGGAGUUAGCGUUUCGGGUACUUCGAUUAGAUCUUCGGUGGAACAGGGAGGGAAAGAGAUUGAAGGAGGAAGGGAAGGUGAGAGUGGAAGAAGGUAUGCAGGUCCGGCUAUGGAGGUCACUACAUUCAAUCAGAGCUUUAAUGAUGGUAGUGACUUCCCUGUUUGGGAGAAAUUGGGUGCUAUUGUGAGGCUUAGCUAUGGAAUUGGCAUAUAUGUUGCAAUGGCUCUAGCUGGAAGAUUUAUCUGCUCAAUCUCUGGAAUCGAUUCCUUGGGGGGAUUCCAUCUAUCAUCAGAUGCUGUCCUAGAAGGGCUUGGAUAUGCAGCUCCUCCAAUUCUGGCCCUUCUCUUUAUACUAGAUGAUGAAGUCGUAAAGGUAUCACCUCAUGCUCGUGCCAUCAGAGAUGUGGAGGAUGAGGAGCUAAGGAGCUUCUUCUAUGGAAUGUCUCCGUGGCAGUUUAUACUCAUUGUUACUGCAAGUUCAGUGGGAGAGGAGCUUUUCUACCGUGCUGCGGUUCAGGGAGCAUUGGCUGAUAUAUUUUUAAGAGGUACUGAAUUGAUGAGGGAUGCUCGAGGAAUGGCAGCUCUGGCUGGUGUGCUUCCUCCAUUUGUGCCAUUUGCUCAAGCAUUUUCAGCUGUGAUUACAGCUGCUCUCACUGGAUCACUCUAUUAUGUUGCUGCCUCCCCGAAAGAUCCUACUUAUGUGGUUGCACCAGUCUUACAAUCUCGAUCCGGUCGUGAAGAUCUCAAAAAGCUCUUUGCAGCCUGGUAUGAGAGAAGGCAAUUGAAAAAAAUCUACUCUCCCCUCUUGGAAGGACUUCUGGCCCUUUACCUAGGGUUUGAAUGGAUCCAGACAAAUAACAUUCUAUCUCCCAUGAUAACACAUGGCAUAUAUUCGGCGGUUAUACUAGGACAUGGCCUUUGGAAGAUUCAUGAUCACCGGCGUCGAUUGCGGCAGAGAAUCCAACAGCUUAGAUUAGAAGGAAUAAAAUCAAAUAAAUUAUAGGACAGGUUUGGUCAAUAUAAUAAGGAAGCGGAAGUCCCUCUUCAAGCUAAUAGGGCUGCAAGGAAUCUUAGCUUGGAGGAGUUCUGUAUAUUAGUUAGCAGAGCUUAAUUAUUCCAUGAAAAGAUAAAUAUAUGGAGGAAUAUAUUGUAUAAGGAUGCUAGAUGUAGAUGAAAAUGUUGUUGUGUAUAACAAAAUAGUAUAGAAGAACAAGGGGUUCUUUAUCUGGAAAGUAGUAUCUCUUUAAUAA
Molecule: messenger RNA, 1509 nt
Organism: Macadamia integrifolia
Lineage: Eukaryota; Viridiplantae; Streptophyta; Magnoliopsida; Proteales; Proteaceae
Exons: 9
Coding region: 126-1262 (378 amino acids)
Biological process (GO): CAAX-box protein processing
Cellular component (GO): membrane
Molecular function (GO): metalloendopeptidase activity
Source: RefSeq, a predicted model, not a curated record